This is a messenger RNA of Mytilus californianus (California mussel), 1401 nucleotides long. RefSeq lists its product as uncharacterized. The record is from RefSeq and is a predicted model, not a curated record. The transcript has 11 exons. NCBI's taxonomy places the organism in Eukaryota, Metazoa, Mollusca, Bivalvia, Mytilida, Mytilidae. The coding region runs from base 59 to 1366 and encodes 435 amino acids.
CGUAAGAGCUAAGUAUUUACAACUAUUGAAGAAGCUGUGUUGGGAUUCUGCAGAAGAUAUGUUACAUCUGACAAACUUAAUAAAGUUGAAGAGUCAAGGUCAUCAUGAGGUCAUGGUUGGAGAAAGUUUUGCAUGUGAAGAAGUUAUACAGAUUAAGCAGAGAUGCUGUAUAUUGAAUGGUUUUAAAAUCCACACAGUCGUUGAAGAACAUUUGAAUGUAUCAGAUAUACAGAGUUCUGUAGCGUGUGUGAAUUGUCUACAAAAUAAUCUACAGAAUCUUUCUAAUGAAGACAUUGUACCUAUACAGAUUUGCUUAUCAAAACUGUUAGCAUCUGGUAGUGUCCAGUACCCUCCAUUGCUUCUUGGAAUAUUACAAGUUAUAAUAGAUCUACAUUACAAACAUACCAGUAAUGAUGAUGCGGUGAAUCACUUGUACGACUACUGGACAAGGGAAAUAACUCAUGUAGACAACAAUAUAAAAUCAUUGAAGAUGGUGAUAGGAGCUAUCUGUAUGGAGAACCAUAUUAGACUGAAAAGAAAUUUCAUGGAAAAUUUGAACAAAUGGAGUGAAGAAAUAUACAUUGCUAGUCAGGUGAUAGGUGCUGAACAUUUUAAGGUUGCUGUGGGCAACUGUUUGAAGAUUGCAGGUCAUAAGGUGAUUUCCAUGGCAACAGAUAAUCAGAAAUUCCACCCAUCUUCAUUUUUAUUAAUUAGAUCAGCUUUGAACCUGAUUGAAGAUGAAGACUGUGAUAUCAGAAAUAUGAUUGUCAGUUUUAUUGUAUCAAUGCAGUGGAAAACUAAAGCUGUUCAGUACCAGAGUAUACAGUUUAACACAGGAUGUAAGAUGCUGUAUGACUUAAUUAAAUGUAAUUUUUGGACAUCACAACAUAUGAUCCAAAGUCUGUUUACAAUGCUGUAUAAAUCUGGUGAAAUACAAUUGUGCAUAGAAAGAUUACAUCAGAGGAGACAACAGUUGUUUGAAAAAGAUGAAAACAAUUUCUUCUCAGAGAGAACCAUAUCCCAUUCUAAUGUAUAUAGUACACUAAAGCUCAUAUUACAGAAACAUAUUGAAAAUAAAACAUCAUUUCCAGAGAUAGAUGGAGGCACUGUUGUUUCUGAUUUACAUAUUCUUAUAUCAGCUAUGAAUGACAUUAAAACAGGUAAAAGGGUAAUAAAUCGAUUUAACGACAGUAUCAUAUUGGAGAAGGUGACAGGACUUGUAUUAGCAGCUCAUUUCAUUUGUCUUAUAUCAACGGAAAAAGAUUGGGAAAACCUCAGAAAUAGUAUACACAAUACUUUAAAGAAUGAAGUCUUCCCAUUAUCGUUCAGGAAUAUGAUGUCCAACUUGAUAUCUGGUACAUCCUAGUCAAUAUUUUAUUUUAAAAUAAAUAUUAUAAACAA